CCCUUCUGCAGCAACAGGAGAAGAUUUACCUGCGCACACUUCUCACUCUCUCUCACUCGCGUGUGUGUGUGUGCCGCCCGCCCGUGCCCGCAUGCAUGCAUAGUGUUUGUAUUUGAGCAUCUGUGCAAUUGUAUUUUACGUGUACACACGCGCGACCACCAAAAGCAUCAGCGCUUUUGGAGCAAUAACAAGGUUAUCCAACAAAACUUUUUUUUACUUGAUCAUUUUUUUUGUUGCAUUUUACAAAUCCUUUCCUGCCCAGUCCACGUUCCGAUUCUUUGAUUGCAAUGAGUCAGAUGCAUUCGGAAGACUGGACGGGGAUGAAGGAACUGGCGGCUGACAGGUGCGUGCAGCACGCUGCUCAAGGCUACCCGCCACCAGUGGCUGUCGCCCCGCUCUCUCUGCUGGACACUGACCCCAGGGGUUGGCUUGCGCCCAGUUUGCAAAGCAACUGCCCGGCUCACGGCGACUACUUGGCACCUGGGCCGUCCGACGAGAUGCUACUUCUGGGACCCGGGACGGAGAUGGAGACGACGCGGCAGUGCAAGAGCCCGCAAUUGAAAGUGCGGGAGCUGUGCAAGCUGAAGGGGGUGGGUUUGCAGGAGCUGGGCUGCAGGCAACGAGCUCCGCCGAGCAGGCAUGUGAACGGCGUGCAGAAGCAGAGGAGGCUGGCGGCCAACGCCAGGGAGAGGAGGAGAAUGCACGGCUUGAACCACGCCUUCGACCAGCUCCGGAACGUCAUCCCGUCCUUCAACAACGACAAGAAGCUCUCCAAGUACGAGACCCUGCAGAUGGCGCAGAUUUACAUCAGCGCCCUGGCCGAGCUGCUGCAAGGAGGUGAAACCGGAGCCAAGGGCGAAGCUUCGUCCCGGGCUGCAAGCAACGCCUCCCCGGGCUGCAGGCGUCACUCGAACACGGCCUUCCCCGUGCAAUUCUCCUUUCAGGAAGGGGAAGAGCUGGACCUGUCUCAGGACGAGAUGGCGACCGAGGACAGCAGCAAAACGUCCCCCCGCUCUCACCGGAGUGACGGCGAGUUCUCCCCACACUCACACUACAGUGACUCCGAAGACAAUCCAAUGGACAUGGAAAGCGAGGACGAGGAACUCUCAGGACUUCAACAGCCCCCGAAUUACCAAUAAAUGCAAAAAUUGCAAGGGAAUAAGAACCUGUCUUCCAUGAUUCUUAUGUUUUCUCUAUGUUUUGCUAUGAAUGCUAAAUGCUAAUUGAAUAUUCUUGUUUUUUAAUGUAAGAAUACUAAUUUUUAUACGAAUUCCAUAUUGCUGAUGAUGUUUCUUGCAAUACACGCACUUUAUAUUAAAAAAAACUCAGCCCGGGAACUGAAACUGCCAAUUUCUAUCGUUGAAAUAUUUAAGUAGCUACGUUGCAUCACUGUGUUUUUAUAUAGAUUAUAUAUAUGGUUCCAGACGUGAUUUGUCUCCGGUCGUUCUCUGUGUCUUGGCGACUGCAAAUAUAGAAUUAUUAUUUAUUGCUAAUAAGAGUGUAUUUUUUCUCGACCGCUUAUCUCCGUUCGAUUACUUUUUGAGUGUGUUUGUGUGUGUGCGCGUGUAAAUACAAGUACUAUUUUUAAUCACGCAUAUGAUAAAAAUCAUCGUCUUAAAUGAAAAUGUUUCGUUUAAGUUUAGCAAUCUUUCCGCCACCGUUUGUGUACUGUUCCUUCGAGUUUUUUAAUGCUAAAUAAAUGAAUU
Messenger RNA from Amblyraja radiata (thorny skate), 1706 nucleotides. RefSeq names its product atonal bHLH transcription factor 1a (gene atoh1a). Gene Ontology annotation, molecular function: E-box binding; protein dimerization activity; DNA-binding transcription factor activity, RNA polymerase II-specific. Lineage: Eukaryota; Metazoa; Chordata; Chondrichthyes; Rajiformes; Rajidae. Gene Ontology annotation, cellular component: nucleus. Gene Ontology annotation, biological process: axon development; positive regulation of transcription by RNA polymerase II; sensory organ development. The record is from RefSeq and is a predicted model, not a curated record. The transcript has a single exon. Bases 288 to 1139 code for a protein of 283 amino acids.